This is a messenger RNA of Clonostachys rhizophaga, 1971 nucleotides long. The record is from the annotation of a GenBank genome assembly. NCBI's taxonomy places the organism in Eukaryota, Fungi, Ascomycota, Sordariomycetes, Hypocreales, Bionectriaceae.
AUGAUCAAAGACACGUCGGGUCACGAACACUACAUAGGACCUUCAGGGACUCUGAACUUUCUGAACCAACUCCGGCAUCUCGUUGAUUCAAAUAGUGCGCCUGGUGGCAGUGCCACGACGAAACCGGAGGGAGCCGCCAAGUUCACCGGCGAUGACAUUGCCCAGGCCCUCGAAGCGGACGAUGCCGAAGAACAACAGCCGGAGCAGACGGAUCCCGCCACCGCCGACUCGAUACAAACAGACGGGGUCUCCCCUGAUUCCAUCACCUCCGCCAUUGCGCGAGAUUUUGCGCGUUUCCCAAUUGCCGAUAUGGAAGAGAUUGUGCGACAGCUGCCCCCCAACGACAUCCUCGAGUUACUCAUCCACUCUUACUUCAAAAACGUCCAUGAUGAUUUUCCAUUGUUUCAUCGCGCCACUUUCGAAGAUGAAUAUGAGCUCUUCGUUGUCCGAACGCGAAGGAAUCCUCACCUCGCCCGGACACGGCCUCGUCCAGACUGGGGCUGGAUUGGUUGUUUAUACAUGGUGAUCGUGUUUGGAUCUAUUACGAACCGAAAUAUCCCGAACCUCGACCAUGCUCAGCUCCGACGGACUUCCGUAUCGAUGGCGCGAAGUCUCCUGCCACAAUUCAUAUCGAAAUGCUCCCUGACAAAUGUCCGCGUACUGCUUUUGCUGGCAUUGUUUUUGCAUAACAACAAUGAGCGCAACGCUGCCUGGAACCUGGUCGGGACGGCCACCAGGAUCUCGUUUGCCCUCGGUCUUCAUCGAUCGGAUAUGGCGUCCUCCUUUCGCCCUCUUGAGCGAGAGAUCCGCCGGCUGGUGUUUUGUACUCUGUAUUCGUUUGACCAAUUCCUCGAGCUGAGUCUGGGUCGUCCGAGCGGCAUCCACGAGACAGAUGCCCAGAUCGUUGCUCCUCGUGAGGGGUUUCUGGAUGGCAGCGACGGCACGGAUGCCAAGCUUUUAUCUUGGUCGCUCAAGCUUCAGGCUAUUCUUGGCCGAACUCGACUCAUGUAUAUUGGUAGGAGCCAGCGAGCGCCGUCCUCGGUACCCACUGUCGAGGAAGUCCUCACCACCCUGAGAAAUUGGAAAUUUGAGAUAAGCCAGGUACCUGGGUUUAACGUACCUUUGGUUAGGCUUCCCGGGGCGGAGGAGGCUGCUCAAGGGACGGGGGCACUGGACUUGGAGGACCUGAAGGCAUCGCUUGCGUGGAAGACAAGAUCGCAACUGCGAGCUGUCCUACUGUUGCACAUUCAGUUUCACUAUAUUGCCAUCGUGGCUACGAGAUCCAUCCUGCUCCGCAAUGUAUCCAUGAUGCGCAAAGCGUCUAGCCAGGCUGCAUCGUCUAAACCGGAACGUCUAUCGCCACACGCAGCUGUCUGCGUUAAUCAUGCGUCUCAACUCUGCUAUCUCAUAUUACUGCUGGACCAUUUUGAUGUUCUCAAUGGGCUUACUGGGCUGGACAUAUUUUACUGUUAUUGUGCUGCCAUGAUUCUCAUCCUACGGCUUCUCCUGCCACCCAGACAGGACUUGCAAGACCCGGGACCAGGGACUGAGGAGCUACACACUCAUUUGUUUAGCCUCGUAUCUACGGUUCGCGAUGUUAUUAAUGGCACCGACAAGUCUGGAUCCAUGAAACGCUUCGCUCGAGUGGUUGAUACGUUUGCGGGAUGUGUUAAUCUCGAAAAGCGCCAGGAGUUUCCUGGGAAUUAUAUCACUGCUUUACAAGCUGGGCCACAGCAAUAUGGAACGCCUAGUUCCGGCAUCAAUCCUAACAUGGCAGGGUCCAUGGACGAAAUGUCUCUUCAAAACUUCGGCAACCCAACGGGAAUGCUGGAUCUAUUCCCCUUUAUGACAUUUGGAGAGGAUGCGAUGGGGAUGAACAUGCCACUCCCGGGAGAUGGAGAAAUGCCUGUCUCCGAGUGGUCGAAUAUGCAGUUGUUUCUGGCUGGAUAUGGUGAUCCCGCAUCGAGUUGA